Molecule: messenger RNA, 6510 nt
Organism: Choloepus didactylus (southern two-toed sloth)
Lineage: Eukaryota; Metazoa; Chordata; Mammalia; Pilosa; Megalonychidae
Gene: C4H14orf132
Product: chromosome 4 C14orf132 homolog
Exons: 3
Coding region: 1-546 (181 amino acids)
Source: RefSeq, a predicted model, not a curated record
AUGGAGGAGGCAAGCAAGAUAAGAAGGAAGGGUGGUCACGUGGCGGCGCGCCCGGUCCCGCGAGGCACGCCCCGCCCCCGCGCGCGCCCCGCCGCCCCGUCGCGGUCUGGAGCCAGUCGAGGGCGCCGCGACGCUGGGGCUGGGGAGGUUGGCGCCGCCGCCGAGUGGGCCUGGGGCGCCGGCUCGCUGCUCCGCCCGCUCCCGGCCGGCUGUGCAGGCGGCUGGACCCGCGGCAGCAGCAGCGAGGACGCGAGCACGGGCGGCGGCGGCGGCAGUCGCGACAGCAGCGACAUCAUGGAUCUGUCCUUUAUGGCCGCGCAGCUGCCCAUGAUGGGAGGAGCAUUCAUGGACUCGCCCAGCGAGGAUUUUGGUGCCGAGUACACCCUGUUUAACUCCUCUGCCAGCGUCCACGCGGCCUCCAGCGGCCAGGGCCCGGCCGAGGAGCCCCCGCGCUCCUCCCACGACGCCGUGCUGUUGUGGAUCGCCAUCAUAGCGACGCUGGGCAACAUCGUGGUGGUGGGGGUGGUGUACGCCUUCACCUUCUGAGGGGACGGCACGGCCGGCAUCCUGCACUGGGAUUCCAGGGCCGAAGGUUGCAACCACACGCAUGUUCUGUCCACCUGCAGUGACCGUGCUUCUACAGUUUCUCCAAGCAGCCCGAGUUUCCAGUAUCCGCAUUAAUCUGUGGUCAAGCUGAUUCUGAAAACAAGGGAGCAUGGGUUUCCAGCUCCCCAAGGCAUGGCGGGGCAAGACCUUCCCGGAGCAGAGCAGGCAGCUCUUGAAACUGCAUUCCAGGAACAUGAAACCAGGUGGAACAGCCAGUUAUGUUUAAAGAUGGACGUGGCUUGGUGACCUCCCGCGGGCAGUAAAGCAUUCCUCAUGUGUCUUGUCUUAAUGCAAACUUAUCAGACCUGGUGGGUGGGGCCCCAGGGCAAGAGUGGCCCUUGGACCUUUAGCGUUCCCAAUCCAGUCUUGGUUUUCCAUUCAGCCCCUUGGAAUGGUGGUGGCCGUCACUUGAAAGCCCCUAGAACGUUCCCAGUUUGACUUGGAGAUGUCAUCUCUGGCCCUUUCCAAGAGCCAAGCACAUCAGGAAACCCAGGGAUGGGGGAAUUACUGGCACGUGGUGGGGGUUGGUGGUAGGGAUGGGGGUUUUUAUCUGCUGGAUGGACUUUCUCUUUUUUAAGAAGAGGAGAGAAUGUGUUUAAAAUUUAGAUCUGCCAGGCAGUUAACUUCUCAGGCUGCCAAAGUGAAGAUGUUCUUUCUUCUCUGAAAAUGUGGAAAAUUGUGGAAUUUUAGAGAGAGUAAGACUGGGCUCUACCUAAAAUUUGACAGAUGUGAUGGGGGGAGCUGAUGAGCCCCAGGGCUAGCUGAUGGCGGAGUCGGCAGAAAGGAGGCCUCCCAGCUCUUGGCUCAGUGCUCUCAGUCUACCACACACACUCCUGGUCGGAAGGAGAGCCCACCCUCAGAGAACAUCCAGGGGGUCCUGAAGCUGAGGGCAAGGUGGCCAGGUCUUUCACAUGCCUGUGUCUUAAACCCAGUGUGGAUCCUGUGCUCCCUCUUGCAGGUGAGAAGGUGCUUCUGCCUGAGUCUGUUUCCUUAAACUCUUCAAAAUUCCUGGCAAUGGAGGAAGCUCCCAAGUAAAGAUCAGAGCAGGAGGGGCUGUGCAGGAUUGGAAAGAGCUGUUUUUCUUCCUUCCCUUAGGGAAAGUCAUGGCCACAGCACAGCCUGCCCCCUCCCCUGUGAACACAGAGUGUGGGAAGGGGCCCAGAAAGGGUCUCACUUGCCCCCAGCCCUGGUGGGCCUUUCUCUCUGCUUUCUCCCUACGCAGUAGGAAAGAAAAUAAAUGACAUAAAUUCAUCCUCUGUGAUUGAGAAAUGGCCAAUAAGAGCUUGUGUGUGCUUGGGGACAAUUGCAGUAAGGUUGGGUUUGCCACUGUGGUCUCAGGAGAAAUGAGCAUUCUCGGUGACAGGCAGGGAACAUGCUAACUGUCCGGAGGUGGCCAUGGCGUCUGGCACGAUUGCCAGUCGAGCCUCCAGACGGGGCCUGCGGACAGCCGCCAGCUCCCGAGGACCACGUCCGUCACUGCAGCCAGGCAGCCUCAGGCAGCGGUCACAGGCGCAGAGAGCCUCCCUGACCUUUGCAGCGAGGGUCUCCGUCUGGAAUUGUUGCCAGACCCCUGCCUUCAGCCAGGCCGACCCCGAGGUGGGGUGGUCGGGCAGCUGGGGCGUGCGUCCUGGCCCUGGGGUUCUCGCCCUGGCUGCUUCUCCCGGGAGCUCUGCCCUCGGUGAGCAGGGUCUGCCCUGGGUUCCUCCCUGAGAGAGUCCAAGGAGGGCGGCCAGGGCCAGGGCAGGUGGCCAGCGGAUGCCUGGUGACCUCGCGGGGGCCGCCCCAGCCCAGAUGCCCUCUGACUCUUCACCUUCCAGCCUCACACCCCAGGGGAGCCCCCCAGCCUGGUGAAGGUGGGGUGACUGCUCCCUGUUCUCUAACCAGUCCGUGGAAUGGCGGUGGGAGAGCGGGUUCUGUGUUAGCCCGGCUGGAGGGAGGAGAGACAAGGAGAGGAGAAGAAAGGCCUCCAUCACUGAGGAGGAGACUCCUGCACCCUAGAGCAGCCCUGCAGGCAGGGUGGGCCCCCGGGUACUUCUGGCCUCAGAGGUCACCCCCAUGAACUUGUUUUUUCCCAACAUAAAUGUCAGUUAAAUUCAACUUUCAGGUCUCUCCCUCUUUAGUGGCAGAUUCAUAGAUGGGCAGAGGCUUUAGGAACCAUCUUUCUGGAACUUUCCAUUGUACAGAUUGCAGUAACUUACUCAGGGUCCUUUGAGCUGAAUUGCUUGUAGUCUCUUAUCUGAUUUUUUGCCACCAUCACUCAGAUAACAGUGAAAGUAGAUGUGCAUUUUGUUGUCUAAUUACGGAGUAAAUAAUAGAUUUCCAGCCUGGGGGGUGUGAGCUGCACUUUCCCUCCUGCUCAGCUCGGGGUUCAGUCUUAGUUGUUAGAGAAGAAAAACUUAAUUCUUGAAGUAUUGUGUGCCAGGCGCUGUGCUAGAUUAGAGUCAUGUACACUUAUUUAAUCCUCCUUACGAUUACCUUACAGCAUCCAUCGAUCUGAUAGACAGAUGAGGAACCAGAGGCUCAGAGAGGUGAAGCAACUUGCCUCAGGCUACACAGCAUGAGAGUGGCCGAGCAGCGAUUUGAACCUGGUAGCCUGCUGGUCUAAAGCAGGCUUUCUGUGACACCAUGCUGCCUUCGGGGGCUGGAUGCCACCUCCAGGGCACAUUUAACCCAUACCCCGGGCCUGCAGAGUCUGGACGAGCUCUGGCGUCCACUGUGGAAGCCCCUGACCACCCCCAGGAUAAAGCCCACUCAUUCGCUGCCCAGUCCCUCUCUCUGCCCAGGCCUCGGUGGGGGGGUUCCCUGAUGCCUGCCUGCCCUGCUUAAGGUUCAGCAUGAGUUUCCUUGUAAGGCUCCAGGGAAAUUCCCAGAGACCUGCCUUCUCAGGAUACAUGCAGAGGGGGGACCCCCGGCCAAGACUGGAGAGCCCAGUGGAGGGGUCCUCACGUGGAGUAGGCUUGAUGCAGCCAGAACUGCUGAGUCAGAGUCGCAGGAUGCCCCAUUUUGCAGGUUGGGCCUCAGCCUGGGCGCAGGCUUUUCCUGGAGCCCCGAGGCAGUCCGGAGCUGGGGGAGCCUGGGGCCCCCCUUCUGGCUUCUCCCUGGGCGGGGGGGUGGGCCAAAGCCCCCCUUGAUUUGAUGAGUGUGUGUGGAGGAAGGAGAAGUCUCACCUCUUCAGCCAUUGCUCCUCGGAGAAGGAGCCCUACAUUUGCUAGAAUGUUCCCUGAGCUUGCCCCUGCAGGCCUGCCAUAGGUGCCCACCUCCCUCCCCACCCCCACCACACCCCCGUGUUUAUCUCCCUCUGCGUGUGGGAUGCUCUCCACUCAAGGGAUUCCUGCCCACUGUGGGGUCCUGAGCAGGGUGGUCACUACAGCCUGUCCCUUCCCUCGGAGGCAAGGCUUUCCCUUCCUUUUCCGUGAAACCAAGGUCAGGUGAGAUGCCCCUCGGCCCCGGAGAGAGACCACAUCUUUCCCGAAUCCCCCGGGAUCCCAGGGACAAGGCGGGGGAGGACAAGCUAUUACCACUUAGUGCCGCUGCAAAUGGAAGGCCUGGAUUUCGGCCAGCCUUCAGCCUGGGUCAGGUCCCCUGGUGGCGUCUGUCAUCUGCCCGGCUGCCGCUCGUCUGCAGCACGCGGCGGUGGUGUCCUUCUGUAAUAUUAUUAAUAAUUACACCCCCUGACACUGCUGUUCACUGAGCAUCUUCCUGGUGCUGAGUGCUCUUUUUUUGUAGCUUAUUUAAUUCUCUAAACAGCCCCAGGGGCAGGGGUGAGGGUGCAGAGCAGAACCUACGUUAUUCUCCCCAUUUUUGUGUUGAGAAACUGAGGCUCGGCGGUGUGUCCGGGGCCGUAGCCAAGCAGUGUUCUGUUCAGACCCCUCUGUCAGCUCUCCUGCUGCCAUGUCCUCUAUAAGAAGCCCCCCUGGAUGGUGCCUCUGAGGCUGGGGUUGAACUAUCCUGCAGAGCCUGAAGCCAGAGGGUCUAAUGCAAGUGUGAGCCCCAAAAAAGUCAUCUCCCCUCCAUGGCAUGGUUGUCAAGUAGGAACAGGCAGUCAAGUAGGAACGGGCAGCCACACGUGUCCAUCCGUCUCAGAACCUCACAGCAGUAGAGGCCUUGGAGAGCAUCCAAUAUGACCAUCAGUUUCCAGGGAAAGUAGCUGAGGCCACACCGUUGAUGAGUGGAGAGGGACAAGCCCUGGACACCUGGCCCAGGGCCCCAUCUUCUGGCCACACAGUCGUCAGGGACUACCCUGGAUGACCAGCUCCCGCCCUGGGAUGGGGUCGUGUCCUCUGCCUGCCAGCCCCCUCGCCAAGUCCCGGCAGAUGCCCCCUUGCCAUCGCCAGAGGACCUCCCAGGAGUGGGCUGAGCUACAGUAGGGGAGACCCAAGGCUCGGGGGACCCAGGAGAGCCAGCAUGGCCCGGAGGUUGCAUGUUAACUGUCCUGACCCGGUCCUCCCUGGCCCCCCAUCACGGCCACUCAGUGAGGGGCACGGAGGAGAGGGAGGGUGCUCUGAGUCCUGAGAGCCCAGAAGGAGAGGCUCUAAUCCCCAAGCAGAGAAAUGAGCCGCUCCAGGAAACCCAGGUCAUCAGAAUUACAGCAGUGUCAAAAUACUUCCAGAAAGUUGUUCCUGGCACUGAAGUGUGAGCGUUUACUGCCCUUUCGGGGCUGGCAGGGGCCGAAACAACCCAGGCCAUGGAUUUAAGGAGACAAAAGGCUCCCCUAGAGGGAGAGUGUCCUCCAGUCCUGGUGCAGCCGUGGGUGACGCCCGCCGUGCGCCCCAACCCCCAACUGCUCGGAAAGGAGAAACGGUGACUAUCGGAAGUGUGAUGGAAUGGUCAAAACUAUGUGAAAUUACUGACAUAAAUUUUGGAAUAUAAGUCUGUGUCACUUGUUCCGAGUCAAUGCAAAAAACAAAUGUUCCAUCAAGAUAGAAAAUUAGAGCAGAGAACGGCCUGGAUGCUCUCCCUCGCAGGGGUCGGGCAGGCCCCCCGGGACCAGGGGGCAGCGAGGACGGGUCUCCCCGUCUCUGGUGACAGCCUGGACCUCUCCAUCCUGCCAUUGACAGCUCUCAUCACCUGCUUCCGGGUUCUUUUUUCAGGCUGACUUCCCACCUCCCCAAGAGGAGGUUUCAGACCCUUUCUGCUUUGGCAAUAAAUUCUGGCAAUUGGCUAAGACACUUUCGCAGGGGAUUUAUGUGCCACUGGCUCUUGGGGAAAUCCUGAGCCCCCAUUCCAGCCUGAACCCAUCCUCCACGCAGCUGAGCAGCCCCAGUGGCUGCUGGUGGAUGGUGGAGGGGCUGAACCUGUCCCCAUAGUAGCUUUUUCCCUCUUGAACUUUCUGGGACCUGGCCCCUCUCCAGGGCCUCUGAGAAGCCCCUCUUGGGGAAAAACUUAGGAAGCAGAUGGGGGGGUGGCGAGGGCUGGCUCACAGCUUUUGGGAUUAUCUAGGUCUUCUCUUAUUUCUGACCCUUGUCCACGUGUCCCACCCUUGUUUUCCCCAGUUGAAGGUAUAGUAGUCCUCUUUAUACUAUUGCAACUAAAGUUUUACAGAAACCUUAUUCUUGUAACAAGCCGCCGUUCAGAUGCCAGUUCUUCAUGCUGAGAAAAUCGGAAUUGUUUCUGUGUCUUUCUAAUGUUUUCAUAAUCAACUUGUACACAUAAGUCAUUUACUUAAUAAAAAGACAUUUUGACUAUUCUUGUAGUCUUUUGCUAUGCAAGCCCCCAGUUUCUCUAUAAGAUUACUAACUUUUACUACAGCGGAAAGGCUGCUUCUCAAUGUAGGAUUUCCAUGUGCUCUUUUGAUGAAAAGUAUUAAGCUUAAAGGAUGUAAAAAUGUGGCUGUGAAACCUUCUUUUUGUUGCAUUGUUGUAGCUGUCAUUUUCUAUUAUGAUAAUUAAAAAAAAAAAACUUUAA